AAUUAUUUUAUUAUUAAAAUUUAAUUUGUAUUGUAUAAGAUAGCGUUUGACGUAUCAAUAAAGUAGUUCUAUUGGUACAAAUAAUUUGAGGUUAAAUUAGACACAAAAAAUGACAGUUGAUCUGUCAACAGUGCCACUUGUUGCUUUGUCCAUCGAAUCUAAACAAGUUAUUUCAUCAUUAUUAAAUCCUCCAAAAGUAAUACCUUCUGAAAAUGGAUUACCAAGAGACUGGAGAGGUCUUGCACAUUUAUGUAAAUUAGGAGGAGAAAUAAUGCCACUACUAAUUUCACAUCCAGAUCCAGCUACAUAUAUUUUAACAGCUUGGGAACAGAAAGAAAAGAGUACUACGCUUAAAGAUUUUCAAACUUUGUUGGAAGAAAUUGACAGAUGGGAUAUUUUAGAUGAUACAUUGGAACUUUUUGAAAGAGAUGGUGAAAGAUACUUAGAACAAUUACAAAAAUCUCAAAUAUCGGCUGAAGUGAUUACAAAUAAUAUUGAUACAAAAGUUCUUACUGUAGAUGAUCUUCAUAGACUAAGGCAAGGAUUAGAAAAUCAAUAUUAUGAUGCCUUUUUAUUGUAUGCUGAUGAAGAUGUCAAUUUUGCCAAUGAAAUGGUGGACAAAUUGGAAAAUGAAUAUAACUUGAAGCUUUGUUUAAAAGACCGUGAUUUAAUCGGUGGAGUUACAUUUGAACAUGAAGCUGUAAUGACUCUGAUAUCAGAACGAUGUGACCGACUAAUUGUUAUAGUAUCACCAAAUUUUCUUAAAAGUUCAGCAAAUAAAUUCUUUUUGAAUUAUGCCCAAGCAUUGGGCAUUGAUAAGCGACAAAGGAAAGUUAUACCAUGUUUGUAUGAAAAAUGUCAAUUACCACCACAAUUGGAAUAUAUGGUUAUAUUGGAUUAUAAUAGGGUAGGUUUGUAUAACUUUUGGAAAAAAUUAAGAGACUCUGUAGAAACAACGAAUAAAAUAAAUGAAAGUGCUAACAUUUCUCCUGUGAAAGAGAAUCAUCAUAAUACUUCUGAUACAUACAAUAAAAGUGAAAAAGAUAAAGAAAAUACAAAAGAUGUGGAAUCUUUAGAAAUACAAAAGCUUCAGCUACAAGAUAGCAAAGAAGCAUUUAAUAUGAAGGAAAAUUUAAAUCAUUCUGAAUUUGACAGUAUACAUCAUUCUAAAGAUAAUCACAAAAAGCAUAAUUUUCUACAAUGGACUAAAAGGAAAUUGUCUAAGAAAGGAGAGGAUAAUAAAAAGGAAUAUACACCAAUUACGGGGACUGUCAGUUUACCAUCUAUUGAAAACCUAGAUUCAUUGAGUACAUCAACAGAUUUAAUGGAAAAGAAGCCUAAAACAAAAUUUAUAAAUAAAUAUGUAAAAAAGGUGCAAUUAAAGAAAAUACUUGUUAAAUCAUAA
This is a messenger RNA of Eufriesea mexicana, 1405 nucleotides long. It is a transcript of the gene Myd88, whose product is annotated as myeloid differentiation primary response protein MyD88. The transcript is spliced from 6 exons. Gene Ontology annotation, biological process: innate immune response; toll-like receptor 4 signaling pathway; MyD88-dependent toll-like receptor signaling pathway. Gene Ontology annotation, molecular function: TIR domain binding; Toll-like receptor binding. Gene Ontology annotation, cellular component: plasma membrane. Bases 110 to 1405 code for a protein of 431 amino acids. NCBI's taxonomy places the organism in Eukaryota, Metazoa, Arthropoda, Insecta, Hymenoptera, Apidae. The record is from RefSeq and is a predicted model, not a curated record.